AUCAAAGGGUCUCUAACCAACACUUUCGUCCGUUUCGCUCGCCACCCUUCUCUUUCGUUUUACACUCUUGGGUCUGACCUGACGAUCACCCGGUUUAUUUGUAGUUCGCUAUAGUUCGCUGUUGGUACAUAAGUUGUUAACCUUCGUUGAGAGCCGGCGAUUUGCUAAUGUAUUUAUGUGCCCUUGUAUUAACAUUUAGGCAGCUGCACGCGACAACAAAUAAUGGCGUCAGGUCUGGAGAGUUACGUGAAUCAUACUGUUUCCAUUAUCACGUCGGACGGUAGGAAUUUCAUCGGAACGCUGAAGGGUUUCGAUCAAACUAUCAAUAUAAUACUGGACGAAUCACAUGAACGAGUAUACAGUACAACGCAGGGAGUAGAGCAGGUUGUCCUGGGUUUGCACAUUAUCAGAGGAGAUAACGUGGCGAUAGUAGGAGAGUUGGACGACGAGAUGGACGCGAGAUUGGAUCUGUCGACAAUACGAGCGGACCCCUUAAGUUCGAUCAUACAUUGACGUGUGUACCUGAAGUUGCGAUUGGAAUGGCCCGUCUGCCCUCGUCCAAAUUUAAAAUAAAACACAAUCGCGAGCGUUAGAAAAAAAAAG
This is a messenger RNA of Vollenhovia emeryi, 603 nucleotides long. RefSeq names its product U6 snRNA-associated Sm-like protein LSm8. Gene Ontology annotation, molecular function: RNA binding. Gene Ontology annotation, cellular component: U6 snRNP; U4/U6 x U5 tri-snRNP complex; precatalytic spliceosome. Gene Ontology annotation, biological process: mRNA splicing, via spliceosome. The record is from RefSeq and is a predicted model, not a curated record. The transcript is spliced from 4 exons. Lineage: Eukaryota; Metazoa; Arthropoda; Insecta; Hymenoptera; Formicidae. Bases 223 to 513 code for a protein of 96 amino acids.